Messenger RNA from Aspergillus glaucus CBS 516.65, 1080 nucleotides. RefSeq lists its product as uncharacterized. The coding region runs from base 1 to 1080 and encodes 359 amino acids. The transcript is spliced from 3 exons. The record is from RefSeq and is a predicted model, not a curated record. Lineage: Eukaryota; Fungi; Ascomycota; Eurotiomycetes; Eurotiales; Aspergillaceae.
AUGCUCAUCCUGACAACUCAUCAUACACCGUUUCGACACAUGCUCUGUGACCAGGAACACAACAACGGCGGCAUUGCCAGAGUCUUUGGUCGCCCCAAGAUUCUGAAAGUGGUUUUCGAGGAAAAUUCUCGCGAUGGAGAGUUCUACGACACCUACGAAGGCACCAAGAGAAUCGCGGCCAAGUCGGGAAUCUACACAUUCCGCGAACAUUUGAAUAAGAAGAAAGUGUGGGAAGAGCAUCGCCCGAUUUCAUGGGCCUCGCAUUAUCAUACAGACAACGACUCGGAGGGUUUUGCACCAAACCCAAAUCUCUCUCUCAACGUUGGGAUCAAGCAUCCUCCCCCCUGGAUGUUCAAGUUCGUCGCGCUAUUUGGCUUGCUCGUCCAGUGUGGCGUACUUGCUUACGCUGGCUUGGUCACCUAUUGCUUGCGAUGGGAUAAGGACGGGUUGGUAGUUCCUGGAUACGGAUUCCCUGUUUACACUAGUGGGACACUACUCCUCUCCAUAGGAAUGUUUCUUUGCGCAUGUCUGAUUGAAAUGAGCACGAAAGAGCGCAUCUUCAGGAAGCGCCCGGAUAGCAAUCGGAUGUUUUUUUACUGGAUUCAGCCUGGCAACCAAGUUAUCGGCGACCAGGUCUUUGGCUCAUUCGCUCACUGUGAUAAGAGAGCGCCUUUGACGCAUUACAUCACGUCUAUGGCCGGAUUUCUCUUGCAGUUCAUUGGCUCCCGAGCUUCGCAUUCAUCCAUUGCCGUUGUCCAGCUCGGGGUCACACUGGUUAUGUCCGGGAUUCGGGCAUCACUCCGUUCCAGGCGUCUACACAAACAUGACAAUCUCAUGGGUUUUGAUCCGGAUAGAUAUGAAGGGUAUGAGUUGGAUUGGCUCGCCUCCACCAUGGCGAUCAACUCUUUUGAAGUUCUCAUUGCCGGCCGAUCCCUUGACAGUGAUAUGGAAGAUAUCAUCGAAAAGCUGUCCGAAUUGGGUCUUUCUAUUAUCAAGAAGCGUCCGACGGGUCAGACCAGUGAGAAUGUGCCUGUUAUGUGGGGAGUCAUCCAGGAUCUCUGCCAUCAAGAACGAAAAUGA